This is a messenger RNA of Pollicipes pollicipes, 5158 nucleotides long. RefSeq lists its product as uncharacterized. Lineage: Eukaryota; Metazoa; Arthropoda; Thecostraca; Pollicipedomorpha; Pollicipedidae. The annotation marks the transcript as partial. Gene Ontology annotation, biological process: anatomical structure morphogenesis. The record is from RefSeq and is a predicted model, not a curated record. The transcript is spliced from 31 exons.
GCCGCCCCCGCCCGCCGCGCCCGCGCCGCGUUCGUCGGAGUGGAGACGGUCGGAGACGCCCGCGCGGCAUGCGGCGGAUCAGAGAGGCGAGAUGACGACUGGAAAGAAGGUGGGGCGGCGGAAAGACGACAUGGUAUGGAGACUGUGGACAACACUUCUAGUCGUCAUCUGUUCAGUUGACAUCUCAAAUGCGCAAUGUUUCGGCGGCACGCUGACCUUCGAGAAGACGGUGGGUCGCACGUUCCAGCCGUCGGGCGCCGAGAAGCGUGACCUGCUGGUCAACACCAACUCUCCCGUGCUGCGGGACUGCACGGCGAUCUGCAGCCAGGCCACCUACUGCAGCGGCUUCGUGCUCGACUAUGAGGAGGGCAGGUGCGUGUCGUACGACCUGGAGUCCGCCACUCGAGAGAGUGAUCUGAUCGACAAAGAAGGCACCAGCUACUACGAGGAGAUCUGUCUCCGUGGCGUGGCGGAGGAGUUCACCGAGAUGUGCGGUGACGACCGGCUCUGGGCGUUCGAGCGCGUGUUGGGCGCCAUGCUGGAUGGGUUCGACACGAAGGAGAUGCCUUCGGUCCAGAGUCGCGUCGACUGCGAGCGCGCCUGCCUCAUGGAGAAGGAUUUUCAACUGUCAGCCGAUUACGACAGCGUGGAGCGAGUGUGUCGGCUCAGCAAGGAGGACCGGCGCACGCAGCCACAGGCCUUCCGCCGCGGCCGCAGCACCAUCGAAUAUCUGGAGAACCAGUGCGCCAGGCAGCUGCCCGACUGCCGGUACGACCCUCCCCAGCGGGGCGUGAUGGUGCUGACGCCGGACUCGUUGGACUUCGCCGAGUCGUCAGCCGCCUGCGAGGCCGCCUGCACCCGCGAGCGUCGCUUCGUCUGUCGCAUGUACACGUUUGACCGGGUCAAGAACCGCUGCUACCUGAGCGGGGACGACUUCGUCAGCCUGGGCCGAGUCGAGCUGCCGGCCAUGGAGGGCGCCGUCACCAGCCAGCGCGUCUGCACGCUUGAGUCAUGCGACGACGGUGUGCUGACGUAUGAGAAGGUCACCGGUCAUAUUCUGCGGGGCGCCAACCAGGAGCCGUUCCCGCUGCCGCCCUCAGCCGACCAGGGCAUCACCACCCCGUGCAGUGACCAGUGUGAUGAGACGGGCACCGAAUGUCCGGCGCUGGUGAUCGACUACUUCAGCCAGCGCUGCUACCGGCUGGACCGCAACACGCAAGGCCGGGUGCAGGACCUGCAGGCCAGGGAGGGCUUCAACUACUUCGAGAAAAUCUGCCUCAUGGGGCCCGCCGCCACCAGCUGCCGCGGCCGAACCUGGGCAUUCGAGCGUGUGCCAGGCAUGCAGCUGAGAGACCACGACGACCGUGUGCUGAGGGCGGUACCUAACCGCAAGGACUGCCAGAACGCCUGCUUGGCUGACAACUGCAGGUCUGCCACCUUCGACGCAGAGACGCUGGAGUGCCGCCUGAGCAGGGCCAGCCGGCGCCAGUUCCCGGACGACUACGUGGAAGCCGGCCGAGGCGUCGAGUACCUAGAGAACCAGUGUCUGGGCGCGGACACGCGCUGCGACUACGUGCCGACCACGGACAAGUACCCGCGCUACAUCGACCUGACGAUCCCGCGCGUGGACCGCAUCACGGACUGCGAGCGGCUCUGCACGAACAACCGCCAGUUCGUGUGCCGCUCGUUCGCUCUGUACACCACGGCCGGACAGUGUCUGCUGAGCGGAGACGAUGAGAUCUCGGCCGGUGAGAAGGCCUAUCUGUCACGCGCCGGGACGGACUUCUACCAGCGGGACUGCGUGGGUCGUCGUCCUGGCGGCGGCGGCAGACCUGAUGGCGGCAGGCCUGAUGGCGGCAGGCCUGAUGGCGGCAGGCCUGAUGGCGGCAGACCUGAUGGCGGCAGGCCUGAUGGCGGCAGACCUGAUGGCGGCAGACCUGACGGCGGUAGACCCGGCGGUGGGCGACCAGAUGGUGGGCGGCCGGACGGCGGACGACCAGACAGCGGGCGGCCGGGAGGCGGGAUCGACUGUGACCAGUACGAGCUCAUUACGGGCGUGGAGAUGCGACAAAUCCGGGGCUCAGAGCUCGUCUCGGACUUCGACAACCCCGGCAUCAUGGCCGAAUGCACCAGGGAGUGCACCCGGUCUCGACGCUGCUCGGCUUUCAACCUGGAGCACCGCGGGCGGGACCGGCGGGCGCGCGAAGCCCGCUGUUCGGCCCUCGAGCUGCGCGAGAACAUCGAGGUCGACCCCCGCGACCUCACCGACACGCCCGGCGUCAGCUUCAUGCAGAAGAUCUGCCCCAGAAGUCGGGGGUGCGGCAAACUGUACACAUUUGAGCGACUGGUGAACGCCGAGCUGUCCGUGCGGGAGGACAGGCUAGUCCGUGACGUCACCAAGCUCGAGUGCCAGGACGAGUGUCUGCAGGAGACCAGAUUUGACUGCAGAUCCGUCACGUACGACUACAGAGAACGGCUGUGCCUGCUGAGUCGCGAGAACAGACAGAGCGCUCCCCGAGCGCUGAGGCGCACCAACGGCAGGGACUACUUCGAGAACCAGUGCGCCAGGGAGUUCCGAGAGUGCUCGUACCGGAACGAGGACCGCGACGUGUUCCUGGUGUACACGCACAAGGCGGUGUCCGAGUUCAGCGACUCGCGAUGCCGCGAGGCCUGCGACCGCGAGCGCGACUUCAACUGCGCCUCCUACUCCUUCCUCGCCACGGGCCGGGACCGGCAAGCCUCGUGCUUGCUGUCUGGGGUGCGUGCCAACGACCUGGAUCGCAGCGGGGUGCAGUUCCUGGAUGGCGCCCUGUACGCCGAGCGCAUCUGCCAAGACCGGGCGUCCGGAAGGCCGGACGGCGGAGGACGGCCCGACAGCGGGGGAAGACCCGGCACUGGGGGAAGACCCGGCAGCGGGGGACGGCCCGACAGCGGAGGAAGACCCGGCACUGGAGGAAGACCCGACAGCGGGGGACGUCCUGGCGGCGGGGGAAGACCCGGCAGCGGGGGAAGGCCCGGCAGCGGGGGAAGGCCCGGCAGCGGCGGAAGGCCCGACAGUGGCGGGAGGCCGGGCUCGGGUGGCCGCCCCGAUCCAGACGACGACUCAACCACAACAGGCGGCAACGAGGUGGACACCGGCGGCCGCCGGUCGCCCGACAUCCAGCGCUGCCGCGUCACUCCCACCUACGAGAAGGUGCUCAACGUCGAGUACCGGCCGGCUCGCCGCUUCGAGAUCGAGGCACGCGGCCGCGGCCGCGGCGUCACCGUGCCCUGCCUGCUACAGUGCGAGCGGAAUCGUCGCUGCCUGGGCAUCAGUCUGGAGUACGGCGAGCAGGGCGAGCGCUGCUACGGCCUGGAGACCUCGGCCGGCCAAGAUGGCGGCACGCUCAGCGUCGCCGACGGCAUGUCCUACUUCGAGAAAGUCUGCAUCGAAGAGCGCACCUGCGGCAAGGGCUGGACCUUCGAGCGCGUGCCGAACUACGUGAUCGAAGGUCACGACGAUCUGGUGAUCCCUCGCGUCAGGAACAAGGAGAUGUGCGAGACGCUCUGUCUGCAGAACAUUCGCAUGCCGUGCCGAUCGGCUGAGUACAAUGUCCGCGAGCAAACGUGCGCCCUGUCAACCCAGACCCGCCGCACCCAGCCCUCCGAGUUUGUGUACGACGCCGACGUCGAAUACCUGGAGAACCAGUGUGCACCCGACCCGCCCAACUGCGAGUACCGGGAUGUUGAGAGCCGGUUCCUGCCCUUCGUGGACCGCAUGAUCGCGCGGGUCGCCAACAAAGCCGAGUGUAUGCGCAGCUGUGACGUGGAGCUCGACUUCAAGUGCCGCAGCUACAACUACAACGACCGGCGGCGGGAGUGCACGCUCAGCAGUGACGACACGGGCAGUCUGGGUCUGAGGGAGGCUCCCCAACCCGGCUUGCUGGGGCUGGGAGAGACUACCCAACCCGGCUUGCUGGGGCUGGGAGAGGCCCCCGAACCCGGCUUGCUGGGGCUGGGAGAGGUUCCUCAACCCGGCUUGCUGGGACUGGGAGAGGCUCCCCAACCCGGCUUGCUGGGACUGGGGGAGACUCCCGAACCCGGCUUGCUGGGGCUGGGAGAGGCUCCCCAACCCGGCUUUCUGGGACUGGGAGAGGCUCCCGAACCCGGCAGGCUGGAGCAAGAAGAGGCUUCCGGAACCGACAGACCGGAGCAGGCAGAGACUAUCGAGUCUGACCAGCUCCAGCUGGCAGAGGCUCCCAAGCCGGGCCUGACGAAAACCGGACCACACCCGGAUCAGAGAGAGACGGAGUACAGUGGCACCGCGGAGGACGUCCCACCAGGACAGCAAGUUCAGGUGGAGUGCAGCAAGAACGACAUGCAAGUCACCUUCAGCUUCGGGAGCCGUUUCGAAGGCCGAGUGUACGCCACGGGCAACGCGCAGGCCUGCUUCGACAUGGGCAACGGCCGACAGACUGUGCUGCUCUCCAUCCCGUUGGGCAGCCGCUGUGGCACCGUUGAGGAGGGUCGCGGCCGGUACGUGAACCACGUGGUGAUCCAGCAGCACCCGACCAUCAUGCAGGAGUCGGACAAGACCGUGCGGGUGGAGUGCACGUUCGACGCCAACGACCAGACGGUGACUCUCGCGCCCACCGGCAACCGCUUCACUGAAGGCGGCGGCGUCGACGUCAACGCGCCCUUUCGGCCCGUGGGUACUUCGGUGGUUACGAACACUGCGCCGACCCCUAGUGUUAGUCUCCGAAUCGUCGGACGCCAGGGUCGCGACACGAGCGAGGUCAGCCUGGGUGAGGAGCUGACCUUCAUGAUCGUCGCCGACCCGGGCAGCGCCUUCGGUAUCCUCGGCAAGGGCGUCGAGGCGCGCACCGACAACGGAGAGCUGCUCGCGCUCAUCGACGACCAGGGAUGUCCUCGGGACGCGAGCAUCUUCCCGGCCCUGGAGAUCGACAGGGAGUCCAAGAACCUGAUGGCUAACUUCAAGGCGUUCCGCUUCCCCAGCACGGCGCGGGUCAACUUCUUCGCCACCGUGCAGUUCUGCCAGGACGAGUGUCCGCCGGCGCGCUGCCCCUCGGGCAACUCGUACGGCCGUCGCCGCCGCUCGCUGAACGAGACCGGAGCGGAGGACGUCGCGGAGAAGAAACCCGCCAGCUCGGCCGCCACC